AGCUUAUUUGAGUUUCAGUACAUCAAACUUUAGCUUUCUCGAAAAAAGCUAUUCUAGUAAAAACAUCUUAUUAAUAGUGAAGAUUUUUGUACGACUCUCAGUUACUAAAAUACCUUGUUCAUGUACGUGAUGCUUUUGAAAACGACACAGACCCUCCAUCUUUUGUUUUUGAAAGAACUUAUUUAUUCAAUCUUUUUAUCAUAACGUCUAAGAUUCUUUCCGAAAAAUAGAAUAAGUUCAGCCUCCCCAAACCUUCACUAUUCAAAUUUAGAGGAGGCUUGAGCCUCCCGAAGCCUAAUGGUUCCGCCGCCUAUGGUCUCAAGUACACCAUACUACUAGCUUUCGACAUCUUCGUAUUUAUAUAUGUGGAGAGUACAAAUAAUCUUAUCCUAUUAUUCUUUAGAUUUAUCUCUUUCUUGUCUCAUGUCAAUCCUAUAGUCGAAAUCAAACUACAUCUUAAUAAACUAGUAAAAAUGAAAUCGAAAUCACAGUGUAGAUUUGUAUAAGUCAAUAUAGCUGCGUUACUGUUUAUUCUAUAGAAAGGAUUUUGUUUCAUUUCUUGAGACAACAUUAUAUUCUGGCACAAACGAACAUCUUAGAUCUUUACCUAAUAAAAAAGAGGUUAUAAUGUUCCUUUUGAUUGACCUCAUCUAGUUAGUUCACUUAUACAGUGUCCGAUUGUGUCAAACACUUGUGUACCCAUUUCUAUACUUCAUUUAGAGAAAAAACAUUACGUCACGUGUACCCUAGACAAUUCAUGCUCCGGUUGAAUUUUGUGAUAUGAUAACUUUGAUUCAUCACAUAAUCAUCUAUCUGAAAUAUUAAUAAAAAAUAUGCAUGAUAUGGAUUUCAGAAAAGGAAAGAAUGAAAAGGAUAUACUCAACAAAAUUUCGCUGAAAUAAAAUGAUGACUCUCUAAAACAAAAAGAAAAUAAUAUUACGGUAUACUUAAUAUUAAUAAAGAUGCAUUAUGAGAUGAAAUUGUUGAUACUCAUAGAAAAUUAAGUUUAUUUGUACAUUCUGAUAAAAUAAAUGUACCUUUCGAUACAAAAGCAACACAAAGACUUGAUAAAGCUCAUGAUGCACUACUGAGAAAAUUCGAAAAGCAAAAUAAAGGUAUCAAUUGUAAUUCAAUACAAUAUAUAUUAUUAAUGCAGUAAAAAGGAGAGUGUUCCAGCAAAUGUAUUUUUUCAUUUAUCAAAAUGAAGAAAAACACAUCUAUUAUGGAAAUUCAUGAAUUUUCCACUUUAUUUCAAAAGUCAUCAUCAGAUGAAACUGAGAGAGAUAUGUUUUUAAUGAAUGCGAUCCGCUGUUGAAUAGUCGGAUAGGUUUGUGUCGGGUAUAUUUGGAUUGUGGUUUAUAACAGUUUUGUGCACUCAAGUGUUGUUUUUGUUGGAAUUGGUGAUUUGCAUUUCUCGUGACCCUUUGUGAGCACACUGCAAAUAUUGGUUUUCGUUGUGUGAAGACGAUUAGGCAAAUACCUUUGAUGUAUCGAUCUUGGUUCCGGUAUAGGGUUGCAAGUAUGGUGUCUGUUGUAGAUGAAUAUAAUAUGAUUAAGCUAUAGGUAUAUGCACAUGCAUUGAGUUAGAUUAGUUGAACUAAGGUGUAAAUGAGAAGAUUAUGUUUUACAAGUCUUUAAUGUGUGCUUCUCGCUUGCCUGUUAUUGAGUGGAAGGUGAAUGUAUAGCAAUUCUUCUAUCUUCUUGUGUUCUCUGAAAUAGAUUAAGUCCACCAGUAUACACGUAUAGGGAAACAGAUCUAUCUGUGUUGUUCAGUGAUAGUUGUCUUUUUCUGCUGAGUAGUGACUCUUUCACGAGGAGACGGUAUCUAUGUUUCUCGGUUAUUAAAAUAUUGAAAUCAUCUAUUCUGAAUAUAUGUCCUGUUGAGUAGUAGUGUUUCGCUAUUGAGGAUGCAGAAAUCUUUUUAUCUCCUUUCUUAUCGACAAGAUUGAUAGUUUUGAAUAGAUCUUUAAUGUGGUCUUUGCUUAAAUUAUAUCUUGGUGGUGAUAGUUUACCUAUUGUGGAUCUAGUCAUGUGUGUCUUUGUUAUAGUGUGUAGUUGACUAGAAAACUGGUUUCGUUUUAUAACGGGUGGAGUUCUUUUGUGUGCAGGUGGUAAGGAUUUCUUUUGUUCUGCUAGAUGUUCAUUUAUCCUUGUCUUUAGGUGUCGAUAGGUUUUACCGAUAUAACUGUCACUACAUUGAGAACAUUAUGCUUCGUACACGACACCUGAUUUUAUUAGCUUUGAAAUUUUAUCCUUACUUGUGAAACCACUCCCAAUGCGGUCUUUUACAUCGUAGACAAUACGUAUUCUUUUUUGUGGAUACUGUUUUGACACUGCUGAAGUAAUACGUUUCGCGUAAACUUGGCUUGGCAAACCGAAGUAGCGUACAGGAACUACAACAGUAUCUGUAUUGAGUGUAGAUGGUUUAGGUACAGGUGGAUUAUAUACUAAAUCAAUUUGUCGACGUAUAAUCGAGUUUACACAAUUUAUCGGAUAUCCAUUCUUUGUACGUGUACAUAGUUUUCGAAUAAAUCUAAAUUCUCGGUGAAGACUUUUAUAUGAUGAGUAAAGUUGAAUGGCUCUAUAAACUAGAGUCGAAAUGACAUUGUACUUGUCAGUUUUUGGCACAAAUCUACUUCAUUUUGUAAUGAGACCAGAAAAUGUUUCUUUUCUGUAGAUCUUCGUAGCAAAACCUACACCCGGUAGCUUUUGGAUCAGUAUAUUAAGAAAUGAAAGUGUACGUGUAGUUGCAGUCUCUUCUUCACACGUAAAUUUAAUUGAUUUAUGAAAUUAAGAUAGUUUGUAACAAAUAUCCUUUGCUGAAAAUGUUGAAUCGAUUAAGACAAAUGUAUCGUCAAUAUAUCUCUUCCAAUAGGCAAUACCCAUACUUGUAAAAGAUGACGAAUGCCUUUUCUCAAAAUCUUGCAAGAAGAUUUCGGCAAGUAAUGGAGCUAAAGGAGAUCCCAUGGAUACUCCAUCUAUUUGACCAUAUAGCUUUUCGUCGAAGAGAAAAUGACUAUUUUUUGUGGCAAAAAUUAAAAGCUGCUUCAUAUCAUCACGUUGAAUAGUUGGUGCUGUGGUACGAGUUUCAUAUACAAAUUAUUAAGAAUAAUUUCUAUAGUUUCAUCAAGUGGUACAUUCGUGUACAUACUAGAUGUAUCGAAUGAUACCAUCUUGUAGUUACAGAAAGAUUUAGGUAAUGUUCACAAUUCUUUGACGAAUAAAAAUGGAUCUCGAACCAUGUUUUUUCUUGCAAUAAUAUCCGAUAACAUAUUAGUUAGAGCUUUGUCAAGUCCAUAAUUGAAUGUUCCUAGAGCAGAAAGUACUGGUCGUAAUGGAAUAUUACCUUGAUGAAUUUUUGGUAGUUCAUAGAAUCGACUAGGAUUUGAACCUUUAGGACCAGGGUUGUCAGAUCUUCCGGAUUUUCCGGAAAAAUUCCGGAUUUUGAGAGUUUUUCCAGAUUUUGGAAGUUUCUCCGGAUUUUUCCGGUUUUUGAAUCUUUUUUAUAUGAUGAAUUAUGUUUCGGCUGUUCAUUUAUAUUUUAGAAAGUUUAAAUGAUUCUAUAGAGGUUCGGCACUUUCUUCAAUUGGUCUCCUCAAAGACCAGUCGUUUUUCUCCGUUCUGGUCUAUAAUUUUUCUUAUGUAUCUCAUUAAGAACAGUAAAAAAUGUCACUUGUAUUUUGAAUUUAUCUUUCUUCUACAAUUAUAGAAUACUUCAUCAACGUGAAGAAGUAGAAAUUUUAGAAGAAGAUGAACUAUCAUCAAAAGCACGAUCAACAUUAUCUGAAAUUGAUAAAAAACAAAAAGAUAAACGAGAAAAAGAAAGGCAUAUUCAAGUGUUAAAAAAGGGGGAACAAUUCGAAAUUUUGAUCUCUAACAUUAUGAUGAAUUAUAUUGUUUCAGCUAUUAUUGAUUUCAUCGAUGAUUCAAGUGAAUCAGCAAUUGAUAUACAUCGAAGUGCACGUCAAAUAUUAGAUAAAUAUGAAUUAAAUCUCGCUGGAUUAACAGCUAUCGGAGCAGACAAUGCUAAUGUAAAUAUGGGAGAGUAUCAUAGUGUAUUUGCACUUUUUCGUGAUGAAAAACCAACUUUACUGAAAGGAUCGUGUUAUAGUCAUAUUUUACACAAUAGUGUAAAACAUGCACAUAAAUUAUUGUCUAUUGAUAUAGAAAAACAUUUAUUAAAAAUUUAUGCUCAUUUUUCUCGAUCAGCAAAAAGAAUUGCUGAAUUAAAGUCUUAUUAUGAAUUCUACGAACAAGAUUAUAUGGUAAUUCUCAAAUAUAUAAACAUUCGUUGGUUAUCUUUGUACAUAUCGAUACAAAGAUUAUUAAUGGUUUUUAAUCCUGUCAAAGAUUAUUUUUUAUCUCGUGAUGAUGACUGUCCCGAAGAGCUCAAAGUUCUCUUUUCAUCUGAAGAAGGACAUUGUAUUCUUAGCUUUUUAGAACAUAUUCUUUACAUUAUCCAAAAAGCAAAUCUUAAACUGCAAAGGAGGUAUUUAGCUGCAGUUAGUUUACAUCAAAUUAUCAUAGAUCUGAAAUUUAAUUUACAACAACGGUUGAAUUCAUCAUUUUUUGGUAUAAGUUGUCGUUUAAAAUUAUCUCGAUUAGAUACAGAGUCAGCUCAGCAAUUAAAGUUUUUAUUUGCUCGAUUUAUUGAACGAGUCAUCGAAUAUAUUGAUGAAUAUUAUCUGUUGAAGAAGUAUGAAGCUAUAAGUCCAUUUGGUUUGUCAACAAUUAAUGAGAUCACAUGGAAUAAUGUCACCAAAUGUAUUGAAUUAUUUCAAAUAAAAAAUUUGAAUGAAGACAAUUUGUUCAAUGAAUUUACAGAGAUUCAAUGUGUAUUUAUAUCCAUGCAGAAUAAAAAUAUUUCGCUUUAUGAACAAGUUCAAUCAUAUGUUGAAAAGAAAUCCAAUCCAAAUACAUAUUUGGUUACUUCAACAAAAAGUUCAUUAGAUAAAAGGACUGAAGUCGAAGAAGACAAUGAUGAGGAUUCAAAUGAAGAUAGUAUUGUAUCAAAGGAAAUUAGGUCUGAUCAUUUAUGGGCAAUCCUGCUUUCUAUCAAACCUUAA
Rotaria sp. Silwood2 is the source of this 5066-nucleotide messenger RNA. NCBI's taxonomy places the organism in Eukaryota, Metazoa, Rotifera, Eurotatoria, Philodinida, Philodinidae. The record is from the annotation of a GenBank genome assembly.